AGCUAGAGCGGGAGCUGUCAGAGCUGUAAAGCAGGGAGGCGGUGUCGGGGUCGAACUCAGUGGGAGGGCGGCGGGCUGUGGCCAUGAGAUCAGAGGGCCUUAUCUGAGCGGCGCCCCAUGCUCAUUUCCUUCUCUGUGCAGAAGCUGAAGCCCUCCAAUAAGAGAGCGGGGGAGCCGGAUGCCAUCACAGCCCCAGCCUUCUGUGCCUGCCGUGGGAUCUCAGUGCUCCUCCCUGCACAGCGGAGAAACUUUCGUUCUGCAAUCAAUGAGUGGGGACCCAUAGAGUAUGAGCGCAUCUUCUUCCCCCCGCUCUUCCAGCGCAACUCCGCGCAAUUGAAAGGGGUCGGCCGAUUGUCUCGCACCUGGGAUUCCCUGUCAAUGCCUUCCUGAUCUCGUCCUUCUUUUUAUUUAUUGCCUGUUAUUUGCUAUACGCCAGGAUGGGAUUACCCCCUUUGGAAUUUAGUGACUGCUACUUGGACAGCCCCCAGUUCAGGGAGAGGCUGAAAUCGCAUGAAACUGAGCUGGACAAGACCAACAAGUUCAUUAAAGAGCUGAUCAAGGAUGGCAAGUCGCUGGUAGCUGCACAUAAAAGUCUGUCAUUUGCAAAAAGAAAAUUUGCUGGUUCACUGAAUGAAUUUAAGUUUCGGUGCAUUGGGGAUGCAGAAACGGAUGAUGAAAUCUGCAUUGCGAGGUCCCUGCAGGAAUUUGCUGCUGUACUGGGCAAUCUUGAAGAUGAGAGGAUACGGAUGAUUGAUAAUGCUGGAGAAGUUCUGAUAACGCCUCUCGAGAAGUUCCGCAAGGAGCAGAUCAGUGCCGCUAAGGAAAUGAAAAAGAAGUAUGACAAGGAAACGGAAAAAUACUGUGGUAUGCUCGAGAAGCACAUGAACUUGUCAUCCAAAAAGAAAGAAGUGCUCCUGCAUGAGGCGGACGUCCAGCUGGACCAAAUGAGUCAGCAUUUUUAUGAGGUAUCCCUGGAAUACGUCUUAAAAGUUCACGAGGUCCAGGAGAGGAAAAUGUUUGAGUUUGUUGAACCACUGCUUGCCUUCUUGCAAGGCCUCUUCACCUUCUAUCACCAUGGCUAUGAACUGGCCAAAGACUUCAGUGACUUUAAAACACAGCUUUCCAUCAGCAUUCAAAAUACACGGGACCGGUUUGAAGGUACACGCUCUGAGGUGGAGUCAUUGAUGAAGAAGAUGAAAGAGAAUCCUCAUGAGCACUUAGCUCUCAGCCCUUUCACUAUGGAAGGAUACCUCUAUGUUCAGGAGAAAAGGCAUUUUGGGACGUCUUGGGUCAAACAUUACUGCACUUACCAGCGGGAAACCAAACAAAUGACCAUGGUACCUUUUGACCAGAAGUCUGGAGGAAAAGUGGGAGAGGAAGAACUCGUUCAGUUGAAAUCCUGCAUACGGCGAAAAACAGAAUCCAUUGAGAAGAGGUUUUGCUUCGAUGUGGAAGGCGUUGAUCGGCCAACAGUUCUAACGAUGCAGGCCCUGUCUGAAGAGGACCGAAAGCUAUGGAUGGAAGCAAUGGAUGGACGGGAGCCAGUUUAUAAUUCAAAUAAGGACAGUCAAAGUGAAGGAACUGCCCAGCUGGACAACAUUGGAUUCAGCAUUAUUCGGAAGUGUAUCCAGGCUAUAGAAACAAGAGGGAUCAAUGAGCAAGGGCUCUACCGCAUUGUUGGGGUUAACUCCAGAGUUCAGAAGCUGCUGAAUAUUUUAAUGGAUCCUAAAAUCUCUCCUGAAACAGAAACGGAAAUUCCAUCUGAAUGGGAGAUAAAGACAAUCACAAGCUCGCUUAAGACAUAUUUGAGGAUGCUUCCAGGACCACUCAUGACAUACCAGUUUCAAAGAAGCUUUAUCAAAGCAGCAAAACAAGAGAGCCAGGAGUCAAGAAUCAAGGAAAUUCACUGUCUGAUACACCGCCUACCGGAGAAAAACCGACAGAUGUUGCACUUGUUAAUGACACACUUGGCCAACGUUGCUGCUCACCACAAGCAAAACCUGAUGACUGUAGCCAACCUUGGAGUUGUUUUUGGGCCAACACUAUUGCGUCCCCAGGAGGAGACGGUGGCAGCCAUCAUGGAUAUUAAAUUCCAGAACAUUGUGGUUGAAAUUAUAAUUGAAAACUAUGAAGAGAUGUUUUCCACCGUUCCGGAGAUGCCACAGACAAACUCCCAGCUGCAUUUGUCUCGUAAAAGGAGCACUGACUCAAAGCCGCCUUCCUGCAGCGAGAGGCCCUUAACUCUCUUCCACACAAGCCAUUCCUCAGAGAAAGAAGAGAAGAGGAACAGUGUGAAUUCUAGUGCGGAAUCUGUCAGUUCAUCCAAUGCUAAUAGCUCUGUGAACUCCACUUGUACCCAGCGUUCUAAUAUGAAUAAUCUCAACGCCAGUGAUCCGGACUUGGAUGUGGCCAAAGUCAGCAGACCCAAUUCCCUAUUAAACCCGAAAAAUAUAUCUGGUCUUUUGCCGAGUUCAUUGAACCCAAGUCCAACAUCACCCCCUACGUGCCCAAUGGUUUCUGCCCCAUCCAGUCCAAUGCCGACAUCUUCAACUUCCAGCGACUCGUCUCCAGUAAGUGUUCCAAGGAAAGCCAAGGCUCUAUACGCGUGCAAAGCAGAACAUGACUCUGAGCUUUCUUUUUCUGCCGGCACUGUGUUUGAGAAUGUGUGUCCAUCACAAGAGCCUGGCUGGUUAGAAGGGACGCUCAAUGGGAAGACUGGACUCAUUCCAGAAAACUAUGUGGAAUUCCUAUAGCUUUACCCCAUGACCCACAAGGCUACGCUUUACAUGGUAUCCAUGGCAACUGCUGGAAGUGUUGACAAUUCUAUCUUUGCUUCUGUUAUGACAGGGUAAAGAACCGUUCAGCACCCACUGCAGUGAAUAUGAAUAUAUAUGUCAACUGCUUUGGUGUCAGGGAGGUGCACAAGUCAAAGAUAUUUGUAGAGAUCUGGCACCGACCUGCUAGUAGUUAUGUACAUGUUUUUCGAAUGAUUUUUGGUGGCUUUAAAAUUUAAACUGAGAUGCAUUUUGAUUAUUUUUUUUUUAUUUUUAAAGGGACCAUAUUUUUUUGUCAUUGGAGUUUACUGUGUUAAAAACCACUAAAUCGAUUUCUUUAGCUGUACAGAUUGGGGCUAAAGUGAAUUGUAUGGCUGGCUUGCUCAGACCAUGACGUUUGGAAGUGAUGGCCAAGCAUGCUCGAUUUCUGUCUGGCUUUCCCAAGUUUGAAUAUCAUAUACCACCUGAGUGCAGAUUUUAAUGAAUUUUACAGAAUUUAAAUUGUCCCCUUUUAUUGUCCAUGGCAACGUUUUACUGAUACCGUUCCUGGAUAUAUUUGCUCUGAUUUUGAUGAAGCAUUAGAUUCAUUUGGUGAGAUAACAAUUCCUGGACAUAUCAGUUAAUAUUUUUUUAUUCACUUUUUAAUGAGUUUAACAGUUUUAAUCCACCCUGUCCUUCUCAUAAUCCCUACUUACACAGCCUCAUUAGUACCUGAGCUUUCUCUCUCUCUCUCUCUCUCUCUCUCUCUCUCUCUCUCUCUCUCUCUCUCUCUCUCUCUCUCUCUCUCU
Molecule: messenger RNA, 3562 nt
Organism: Xenopus laevis (African clawed frog)
Lineage: Eukaryota; Metazoa; Chordata; Amphibia; Anura; Pipidae
Gene: arhgap26.L
Product: Rho GTPase activating protein 26 L homeolog
Exons: 24
Coding region: 438-2753 (771 amino acids)
Biological process (GO): signal transduction
Cellular component (GO): endosome membrane; cytosol; cytoskeleton
Molecular function (GO): GTPase activator activity
Source: RefSeq, a predicted model, not a curated record